Messenger RNA from Acaulospora morrowiae, 1102 nucleotides. The record is from the annotation of a GenBank genome assembly. Lineage: Eukaryota; Fungi; Glomeromycota; Glomeromycetes; Diversisporales; Acaulosporaceae.
AUGAAGGAUAUUAGUGAUUCCUUGAGAAGACAAUUAGGAAUUUUAUCUGAUCACAAAAGUCUUCGCGUGGCAGCAAGAAACAAGGCUAUCAAACUUCUUGAAAACCUGCAGGAGACUCUCAUAAAACGAAGAGAUAUUUUGAGUUUCAUUGAAAGUCAAGAUCUAAAAUUUGCUGAGAAUCGAUAUAAAAUAAAUGUUGAAUUAGGUGUCGUUACUGAUAAAACGGCCAUGACAAGAAAGAUUACCGAAAAAUUUGCAAGAUCUUUGAAUAACGAUCAUGACAUCAGGGGCUCUGAAAAUCAAGAUUCCAGUACAAAAACACAGACUACUGUUAAUAAUGAACAAGAAGAAAACAAACAGGAAGAAAAUAAACAGGAAGAAAACGAAGGUGAAGAUGUAAUUGCCGAUGAAAAUAGUACGAUAUGUGUUAAGGAUAUCCUCGAAGACUCGAUUCAAGUUUCAUCUGUCAUAAAGGAAGUUACAAAAAUCUUUUUAGUUUUUGAUGAAAUUGACAACUAUAUUACUGAUGAUAUCCACGAAUAUCUUACGUCGUUUUUCAAUCAAGAUUUCACUGCGCAGGGCUGGAAUAAUGCCAUCAACAAUAUAGACUUCAAUAGAUGUGAUUCAGAACACUUGAGGAAUAUUAAAAAAUUAAUACAGGAAACUUUACCUAAAUUUUUAAAAGCGUUUUCAUUGGAGGAUAUUAAUCCAUUGAGGGAUAUUACAAUCCUGGAGAAACCGCAUCUUAACCAGUUUGUGCACCCUAUAAUUGACUCGGCAUUGUGGAAUUUUGCCAAGGUUAAUUACAUGUAUGGUGAAAUACCUCUGAAAGGUCUUGGAACUAGAAUACGGGCCGAUGGAGUAGGAUUUCUCAAUGACGUAGUAAACUACCCUAUAGUUUGUGGUGAGGGAGCUAGACCGGGUGCACCACAGAAAAAAAGCGUGGAUGAUGAUAUCAAGAAUGCAAGUAGCAUGGCAACAUUAUAUAAUAAUAUCGUCAUAGAAGAAUCUGAUGCACGCCGACAACUUUUUAAAGACUUAAGAGUUGAUGGUUUAACUGCAUUCAAAACCGAAUUGUCACUAACAAUGAUGGAUUUUAGAA